Exophiala aquamarina CBS 119918 is the source of this 1722-nucleotide messenger RNA. RefSeq lists its product as uncharacterized. The transcript is spliced from 2 exons. The record is from RefSeq and is a predicted model, not a curated record. Gene Ontology annotation, molecular function: catalytic activity. Bases 1 to 1722 code for a protein of 573 amino acids. Lineage: Eukaryota; Fungi; Ascomycota; Eurotiomycetes; Chaetothyriales; Herpotrichiellaceae.
AUGUCCAUAGUUGCAUUAAGCGGAGAUCAACACUCGAGUGUCAACCUCGACAUCCUCCACGAUAUCGCGGCCAAAAACAACUUCCGAAUAGCCAAAACGGACGAAGAGGCAUUCCUGCUAGCUUUACAAUCAGCGGAUGUGACGGCCGCGAACGUCGAUGUAUUGCCUGAUUACAUUGACCCGCGCCUCGCACCGGUCCCCACGGUCGGCGGCGCGCGGCAGUAUCGCAAAGCAAAACAGAACAGCCUCAACGCGUGGAGCCACGAGGCGGAACUCGUGGCCGCAAAUCCUACUUCAGAUGCUUUGAAAGGCCGCAAGAUCACGAUCAAGGACAACGUCGCGGUCGCAGGACUGCCGCACACGUGCGGGACCUUCCCCCAAUUCGUGUCCCACGAUCGUGGCAACAGGCAUCCGAUUGCUGUGAUCGAUGCAACGGUUACGCGUCGCGUGCUCGAAGCCGGUGUCGUCGUGGCAGGUACCUCGACAUGUGAGAACUACUGUCUGAUGCCGCUGUCCUACAGCAGCGUCAACGGCCCGGUGCACAACCCGUGGCUCCGAGGCUUCAACGCGGGUGGCAGCACGAGCGGUGGCGCGGCUCUUUUGGCACUGGGACCUGCGCGCGCUGCUGGCGUGCUAGGGCUAGAAAACGCCGGUGAGGAUAUCGAGCUCGCCAUUGGCGGGGACCAGGCUGGAAGCAUUCGCGUCCCUGCUGCAUAUUGCGGCGUGUAUGGCUUGAAGCCCACACAUGGCCUCGUCCCUUACACGGGAAUCGCAGGCCUGCACCCCAUGAUUGACUUCACGGGCCCGAUGGCGAGGAGCCUCGAGGAUAUCGCCACCUUGCUCACCGUGAUCGCUGGGUAUGAUGGUUUGGACGCGCGGAUGACCCCCGAAGCUCCUCUCAGGCAGAGUGUCCUAGACUACGGCAACGCGCUGAAAUCCAGUCAACAGCCGGGGAAGGGCUUGAGAGUUGCCAUCAUCAAAGAGUCACUCGACUCACCCGGCACGCAAGCGGACGUGGCAGAAGUCGUCCGCGCAGCAGCAGUCAAGCAUUUCGGGGCCAGUGGAGCAGAGGUUUCUACCAUUUCGCUGCCGAUGCAUCUGCUUGGCCCAGCUAUCUGGACCGCAGCGACGAGAAACCAUCUGGCUCGGUUGGCCGUUGGGGGACGCAUCCCGGAUAUACUCAGCCACAACAUCCCGCACUUGUCGUUGCGGUGGCCACCCGAUCAAGAAAUGUAUGAUCUCCUGCGCGUCGCGAACCCCGCGGUGAUCAACAUCAUCCUUACCGAGACUUUCCUGACGGAGAAAUAUGGGGCGGAGGUGCAGGCCAAGGCGCAUCGGCAUGUUCUACAGUUGAGGGCUGCUUACGACAAGGUAUUGGAAGAGUUUGAUGUGCUUGUCACCCCCACGACUCCAACCGUUGCACCGCCCCUGCCAGACCCGCGACUGGAGGAGGACGGGGGGAGUACCGUUAUGGAUAAAUUCAAGCUCGUCGUCGGCACUACGAAUCACACUGCACCAUUUAAUGUCACGGGCCAUCCGGCCUUGAGCGUGCCUUGCGGCUGGGCUCCUUCACGCGGCCACGAAGGCAUGUUGCCUGUGGGCAUGCAGAUCAUUGGGAAACGCUGGGAUGACAUUGGGGUAUUGAAAGCUGCACAGGCGUUUGAGCUUGGUGGUGGUGGCCUCGGAGAGUGGCCAGGACAACCAUCAAGCAUUUCUACCUAG